AUGGCGGUUGCUCAAGUGCCGCGCAACUUCAAGCUCCUUGCUGAGCUAGAGAAGGGCGAGAAGGGAAUGGGCGCAGGUGCUUGCUCGUAUGGCUUGGAGGAUCCUGAAGAUAUCUACAUGAGCAACUGGCGAGGAACUAUCUGGGGGCCUCCUCAUGGCAACCACGAGAACCGAAUCUACGAGUUGAAGAUGGAGUGCGGCCCGAACUAUCCCAGGGAGCCUCCCGUCAUCUACUUCGUCAGCCAAAUCAACCUCCCCGGCGUCAACCAGCAAAACGGUUUAGUCGACAAGAAUUUUGUUGGCAUUCUGCGGGAUUGGGAGAGGAUCUCGACCGAACUGUCGAGGAAUCCCCGCCCGAAAGAUGACCCUCUGAGCUUGGAGUCUGCUCUCAUUGCAAUACGGAAGUAUAUGGAUGAGCACAAGAAGCUGCAGCAGCCGCCCGAGGGAUCGAACCUUCUGUCAAAGUCGAAGCUGGAGCAAGACCGAGUUGUCACGGUGCUUGAUGACGGGACUACGAAUUAUGGCGGACUUUUCCUCUUGGCAGCGAACAUGCUGUAUCUACGCUUUGCCCUCUACCGAGCGCUCCUCCGCCAAGUUCCUCAAAUAGCUCUCCCCGAUGAAAUCGCAACUGGCUGGGGCGAAGUCAAUCCAAUCAAGCAUUACAUCCGCACGGGGUUCCGGCGCAACAAGGCCGACACUAGCCCGCGGCUCGUCACGGCCGCUCUGCGCAAUGGUUACCGAUUUCUCGAUCUCCUAUCCGCGGCGCGCAGCUCCUCGAGCCCCGAACACGCCUCCAUCCUAACAUUCCUCGAGGGUCGUCUCGCGAACUACAAGAAGAAUCUAGCUACUUAUCCCCCCCGGCCUCCACCGAUAUCGACCGCAGCCCACCCCGACAACAUUCCGGUCAUCAGACGCCUCCCUGGCCCGGACACAGUAUACGAACCGACCGUGAGACCACGACCACUAGCCGAGCUGUCCGGCGGCGUGCGCAAGGUUCCCAGGCUGUACCGGGCGAACGAGAUACCCUUCCUAUGGGUGCGCAAGCCCCAGUCGCCGGCGCUGUCACGCGUGUUGCGGACGAAGCUGGACAAACGCCAGGCGCGCAUCACGUUGUUUCAGAGCCUGGUAGAGGAAAGCCUAGAUGAGGCAGAGGAAGAGGACGCGUGGGAUCGAGAGAUGAGGGCGUUGGCGGUGCGCGAGGGGCGCUAUUGGCAUGAAGACGACGGCCGAAGGGAUUGCUACAGUGAGAGUGUGCAAAUCGGCAUCGAGUAUCUUAAGGACAAGCUAGAGGAGGAAAGGGAUGACUUGAUUGCGCGAGGUAGGGCACUAUUCGAGAUUGUGGAGAGAGAAACGGCGCUGGCAGAGAAAGAGGAGGCAGAGCGCCAGGCAAGGGCUACAUGA
Messenger RNA from Phaeoacremonium minimum UCRPA7, 1401 nucleotides. RefSeq names its product putative ubiquitin-conjugating enzyme protein. The coding region runs from base 1 to 1401 and encodes 466 amino acids. The transcript is spliced from 6 exons. Lineage: Eukaryota; Fungi; Ascomycota; Sordariomycetes; Togniniales; Togniniaceae. The record is from RefSeq and is a predicted model, not a curated record.